Messenger RNA from Gossypium arboreum, 1417 nucleotides. Its product is annotated as 40S ribosomal protein S3-3-like. The record is from RefSeq and is a predicted model, not a curated record. Gene Ontology annotation, biological process: translation. The transcript is spliced from 6 exons. NCBI's taxonomy places the organism in Eukaryota, Viridiplantae, Streptophyta, Magnoliopsida, Malvales, Malvaceae. Gene Ontology annotation, cellular component: nucleus; cytosolic small ribosomal subunit. The coding region runs from base 514 to 1236 and encodes 240 amino acids. Gene Ontology annotation, molecular function: structural constituent of ribosome; RNA binding.
AGUAUAGUGGUGAGUAUUCCGCCUGUCACGUGGUUCGAUCCCCGGCAACGGCGUUAAUCUUUUUAAUUUUCAAACAACCCUGGCCCAAGCUGAGGAUCGGAUCCCUCCAUCACCUACUGAAAUAAAUAAUUUUUUUUUCUCAAAUAUGUUUUAAAUAUACAUAUUUUAUUAAUCAUACUUUAUUAUAAUUAAAAAAUCAAUGUGUUUUUAUAUUUUGAAAAUUGAAAGUAAAAUUUCUUUUUAUUCAUCAAAUGUAUUUUUAAAUUUCCAAAAAAGAUAAUCUUCUAAAAAUGAAAAUAAAACAAAAAAUAGAAAACCAUCUUUUCUUGUAUUUGGAUUUUGGUUUGAAAAGUAAUUUUGGGUAUCUAACCUAACCCUAGCCCGCCACCUAUCCAUAUAUUUUCGCCCCAUAAAAGGAACACUAGUUAUACUGUUAGCUAAUUACUAGCAAAGCGGCGAAGCGAUUUGCAAUCUCAACUCACCGUUUCUCACGAUUGGAUUCUCCUUAAAAUCAUGGCUGCUCAGAUUAGCAAGAAGCGCAAGUUUGUUGCGGAUGGAGUGUUUUACGCGGAGCUAAAUGAGGUUUUGACAAGGGAGCUUGCUGAGGAUGGAUACUCCGGAGUUGAAGUUAGAGUUACUCCUAUGCGUACUGAGAUCAUCAUCAGAGCUACUCGUACUCAAAAUGUUCUUGGUGAGAAGGGUAGAAGGAUUAGAGAGUUGACUUCUGUUGUUCAGAAACGAUUCAAGUUUCCAGAGAACAGUGUGGAACUCUAUGCUGAGAAAGUUAACAACAGGGGUCUUUGCGCCAUUGCACAGGCCGAAUCCCUGCGAUACAAGCUCCUUGGAGGCCUUGCUGUUCGGAGGGCUUGCUAUGGUGUUCUCAGAUUUGUCAUGGAGAGUGGAGCCAAGGGAUGCGAGGUCAUAGUGAGUGGAAAACUCCGAGCUCAGCGUGCAAAGUCGAUGAAGUUCAAGGAUGGGUACAUGAUAUCCUCUGGUCAUCCCGUCAAGGAAUAUAUUGAUUCUGCUGUUAGACAUGUCCUUCUUAGGCAGGGUGUGCUGGGUAUCAAAGUUAAAAUCAUGCUGGAUUGGGAUCCAAAGGGCAAGCAGGGUCCAAUGACCCCAUUGCCUGAUCUCGUCACCAUCCACCCUCCCAAGGAAGAGGAAGAGUAUACAGAAAAGAAAGACUUUGAACCGCUUGCUCCCCCAACCAAUAUCGAGGUUCCUGUUGUGGUUUAGAGCCCACCCCAAAUGAGCCUUGAAUGUAGUGUUUCACUCAAGUUUUCAACUAUUUAGUUAAAGGAGAUCACUAGAUUUCUGCCUGUACGGAUUACUAUUUCGCGAAUGAGGUGGAUUUUGGUCGUGUUUAGUGUACUUGGUAUAUUUUAAAGGAAUAUUAUUAAGCUUAUCUGUUUGCUUA